UGGUAAGUCCUGUCUAUACCUGAACAUUCAGACAACAUGUCAAAUAUUUGCUUCAAAAAGGGCGACCUGGUCUGCAGGAAUAAUCUAGUUGAACAGACGGUUUGGGGAAAGGAUGUCCAACAUUAAGGUCGUUACCACUGGUAGCCUCAUCAAAAAGGACCUUAAAGAUGCUUAUUAUUUGCCGUAUUGGCCCUCCUCGCACUUACCAGGGUAUAAAUUUAACAACGACAAGAAAUAUCGUGUGUUUGACUGCCCUCCGCCUUCCGAAGCCUUCAUGCACUUUAUUUUUCCCUUCCGUAACGUCCCUACGGCGGGAGAUGAGGUGCCCAUAUUGUUGGACCAACAGCCUCCGUCGUUUUUGAGACAUCAUUGGAAGAAAUGGCUUCCUGAUUUCCCUACUGCAGAUAUCAAAACCAUCGACGAGGGGCUUCAAGAUCAUGUACCGAUCGUAACCACCGGAUCAAUGCAAGUUAUUCCAGAUAACAAACAUAGCGUUGACCCAGAUGUCCUCUAUAGAGUACAGUUGAAGAGCAGUAUCCCCGAGGUUGGUGUGACGUGCCCGAAACACUUUAUGAACGUGAAUGCAGUCUCUUUCCCCUGUUUGGUCAAAGUAGAUAUGAGCUGGUCUGGACGCGGGAAUCAACUUGCCAAGUACAGUAUUUGUAUAUCAAAUCCAAUAGAUGCUGAACUCCCCAAGUUCUUUUCUUACCCUCCAUCCAUCAAGGUCCCCGAACUAUUCAUUGCUGUCGAAAACAUUGCUUCGGUGAAAGGCGGCAUAGAUGCAAAGUGUGUCGCUGAAAUAUAGUUGCAAAUCACCUCACAAAUGCAGCGGCUAGUAGACUGCUCACAAAUUUACGAAAAAAGAUAGCGGAUGAAGUCUUCUCUCACCUUUAUUCUGAAGAGCAGGACACCAAUUUAAAUACUGAUGCCCAUAUUGAAAGUUGGUUUACAUGACAGUGAGGACGAUGUCAAUGAUGAUACUGAUGAAAAUGAAUACAGCGAUGGUGACGAUGGUGCUGGCACUGAUGAAGGUGGCGAGAGUGAGGAGGAAGACUUUUAAUGGACUGCUGAUGUAGCUAUAUCACCGCUUUCAUUAUUAAUAUAUAUUAUAGACAUUUAUUUUUACACAUUCAUAGCACAUUGUUCCUGUUUUAAUUUCUAUAUCGACUGAAAUAAAGAUUUAUUAAGGAAAA
Molecule: messenger RNA, 1193 nt
Organism: Actinia tenebrosa (Australian red waratah sea anemone)
Lineage: Eukaryota; Metazoa; Cnidaria; Anthozoa; Actiniaria; Actiniidae
Source: RefSeq, a predicted model, not a curated record